Molecule: messenger RNA, 1749 nt
Organism: Procambarus clarkii (red swamp crayfish)
Lineage: Eukaryota; Metazoa; Arthropoda; Malacostraca; Decapoda; Cambaridae
Product: merozoite surface protein 2
Biological process (GO): regulation of cell cycle
Cellular component (GO): nucleus
Molecular function (GO): cyclin-dependent protein serine/threonine kinase inhibitor activity
Source: RefSeq, a predicted model, not a curated record
UCACAAGUAUCACUAGUGGGAGGACGUGUUCGCGCUCUGCUGCUGCUCUGUCAGUGACUACCGCAGACGCAGUCAGCGACGAGACUUUGCUGCUGAAAAGUUUUUUUCUUUCCGAGAGUAAAUGGCGGUGUCGUCGACGAGGAGAGGGCUGGCGACGAAGGCGGUGAGGAGGGCGGGGGCCAGGAUGGCACUCUCCCUCCUGGGCACCAACAACCCCAAACAUAACCUCACAAUGGCUGACCACCUCCUCACCAUCUCCGCCCGCGACUUCGCCAAAAAGUGGAACUUUGACCCCAUCAAGGAAGUGCCCCUGGCCACGGGCCGCUACGACUGGUGCUCCGCCCCGCAAGCCCACGCCGCCCACGACCCCCACGCCCCCCACGCCCACGCCCACGCCGCCCACGACCCCCACGAUCUGCGCACCUGCCUCGCCCUGCCCACGGCCGACCUGCGCCACUCUCAGGGCGGGGUGGGCGACCUCUCUGCCCACCCCUAUAUCCCUGCCCACACCCACAUCCAGGCCCACGCCCACGUCAAUUCCCAAAGCAGCACAUCGACCAACCAGAGACACACAACCGCCAUCAACACUCCGGAAACGGAAGAAAGUUUGGAAGUGAAGGAAGAUGUGUGUACCGCCCCGGAGGGCGACGGUGCCUCCACCAGGGCCUCCACCAGUGCCACCCCGAGUGCCACCCCGAGUGCCUCCACGAGUGCCUCCACGAGUGCCACCCCGAGUGCCUCCACGAGUGCCAAGGGGAAGCAGGAAGCCUCCGCCACCAGCCAGGGAGCAGUAGGCACCGAGGAGCAGGCAGAGGCUAGGCCUACCACAAGUGCCAAGAAACAUAAGGAAGAACAUGUGACCGAGAUAGAAUUUGGCACCGAGGAAAAGGCAGAGGAUAGGCCUAAGGCGGGUGCCAGGGGGGAGGAGGGUGCUCCAGGGCCCCAGGGGGGAGCUGGCACUGUGCCAACAGCACAGGGCACCAGCGCUGCCUCACCUCCCGUCCCCGCUGCUGCACCUGGGAGGAGUGCCAGGCAGGAGGCGGUAGACACAUCUACAUCUACCACUCUACCCCGCCACCCCACCACACGGCAGACUUGUAUAACAGAGUACGUCAGGCCGCACAGAUCCUCAAAGAGCAGUUCGAGGGACCCGGACCACACUUCGCCGUCCAAGAAGAGGUCAGCCUCCACCCUUAAGGACCACCUCCACCAGCCUCCACACAAGAAGGUCCUUCUCCAGAUCCGAGCAUGAGGUGGGAGUUCCUGCAAGGGAAGGAUUCUUCUCCACAAGCACGGGAGGCCUCCGCCCCACCUAGCCAUGAUGGCUUCCCCCACUAACCUCCUGGCAAAAUCUUACUCCAAUUUUGCGGACUCCUUAUUUGCUCCUUGGGCAGCCAGAACCUCUGGCUCUGGGCCCUCGUGUGAUCCUGGAGGCUCCAGGUGCUCUGGCUCUGGGGCCCUCUUGUGAUCCUCGAGGCUCCAGCGUGGAGAGUUUAGAGACCCAACAAUGGGGAUCAGUUGCGGGUGUCACUGGCCCCAAGGAAGGAGCCCCGGCACCACUAGUAUAGCCUUAAGUAUACGAUGCAGCAUCUUGACAUCCAAAGACCUAAAAAACGUGUAUUUCUUUAGUAAUUCUUUUUACGAAAAUUCGAACCUAGUUUUAUUAAAUACGUAAAUUUAAUAAAACCUCACCUGCCUUAAAAUUCCUUUAUAUGAAAAUAAAUAGUAUAUAUGUAUAUUAUUUGCAUA